AUGACACCGGAUCUGUUUGAAGCGGCUUUUUUUGGUGACACUCGGGAUAUAGAGCGCUCUCUGAAUGCUGGUCAGGAAGCUGGAUGUGUGAAUAAGCACGGUCAGACAGCACUCCAUAUUGCAGCAGCCAAUGGUCAUGUGGCCUGUAUAGCUUCUGGGUGGUACUGGUGGUACACGGAGCAUGUAAAGCUGACUGAAGCAUUCUCCGAUAAGACUAUGUUAGUGAAUCGCGGUGUAAAUGUGGACACGCUAGACAACAACCAGUGUACACCACUACACUGGGCCACACGGCAUGGACAUCUGGAUGCGAUCAAGUUCCUGUUGGAAAACGGGGCUUCUUCAGAGCGAACUACGGGUAAAGGCUACACACUGAUGACUCUGGCCCGAGGGCAGGGGAAUUCCGACGUGGUCCACUUCCUCAAACAGAAACUAGGUAUAGUUAAGGGGUUGGGAAAACCGGAGUGUACGGAGUCACCUAUUGCAGGUGCCCGUCCCCAAAUAGCUGACGAACCUGCCGAGAAAAAGGUGCAAUAG
Messenger RNA from Liolophura sinensis, 534 nucleotides. RefSeq names its product serine/threonine-protein phosphatase 6 regulatory ankyrin repeat subunit B-like. The coding region runs from base 1 to 534 and encodes 177 amino acids. Gene Ontology annotation, molecular function: protein binding. NCBI's taxonomy places the organism in Eukaryota, Metazoa, Mollusca, Polyplacophora, Chitonida, Chitonidae. The transcript is spliced from 7 exons. The record is from RefSeq and is a predicted model, not a curated record.